Drosophila yakuba is the source of this 2288-nucleotide messenger RNA. Its product is annotated as protein embryonic gonad. The transcript is spliced from 3 exons. Gene Ontology annotation, molecular function: zinc ion binding; sequence-specific DNA binding; DNA-binding transcription factor activity. Bases 797 to 1927 code for a protein of 376 amino acids. The record is from RefSeq and is a predicted model, not a curated record. Lineage: Eukaryota; Metazoa; Arthropoda; Insecta; Diptera; Drosophilidae. Gene Ontology annotation, biological process: regulation of DNA-templated transcription.
UGUAAUUAAAUUUCUCAGAGACAGAAACAAGCUUGUCUGAAAAAUAUCAUACAAUGUGCUCGGUUAACAGUUCAGUCAACAGUGCAGAUCUUGCUGCCUUAACAUUGCUGUAAAACCGGCAGAGCGGAGCAUGCGCAGCAUUCGUCGCAGCAGCUGUUUGCCAAACAGGAUUUCCCACAACGGCGGCGGCCGAUUAACAGUUAAGUUUCGCCGUGUCCUGCCACUGUUGCAAACGCACACACACAAUCUUGAGACGCGUGCGCUUUGUUGUCUUGUUGUCUUGUUGCCGCUGCUGUUAGUGCUGCUUCUGCUGCUGUUCGUGCUGCCGCUGCUGCAGAUGCUGCUGCUGCUUCUGCUGGGGUAAGAUGAUCUUUGAGGCCAGGGCCGCGCUGGCAGUCCGAGUCUGUUUGGCGCUCAGAACGACGGCGACGUUUUAGUCUCGGAUGGACGCUACGCUGCCAAGCACCGUCAGUCAGGCUUUCGCUGCUCUCUCGCUCUCGCAAUCGGAAUCGCAAGCGCAUAAUAUCCGACCGAUCGCGAAGUUCUUCGGCACUAUGUGCGCCACGUGAUUACUGAAGUUUCCUUCGAAAGCCGUCGCUAUAUCAUCAGCGAUAAUUCGGAUUUAAAGUGUCAUGUGAAGAGUGUGUUUGGUAUAAUCAGUUGAUUUUCGUUUAAAUAUACCCCAGUGUUGAUGUUGAGAAAAACUAGAAAAAUAACAUCUAAAAGGGAAACCAAAUAAAAGUAGUGAUUUGCUCAUCGAAUUUAUGCUGUUCUGGAAAUAUACAAUCUGGAAAAGAUGAACCAGCUGUGCAAAGUGUGCGGCGAGCCGGCGGCUGGUUUUCAUUUUGGGGCAUUUACAUGUGAAGGCUGCAAGUCCUUUUUCGGUCGUACGUACAACAACAUUGCGGCGAUAGCAGGAUGUAAGCACAACGGAGACUGCGUGAUUAACAAGAAGAACCGCACGGCCUGCAAGGCGUGCCGCCUGCGCAAGUGCCUCCUGGUUGGGAUGUCCAAGAGUGGCUCCCGCUACGGUCGCCGGUCCAACUGGUUCAAGAUCCACUGCCUGCUGCAGGAGCAGCAGACGACGUCGGGCCUCGGAGGAGGGAGCUCCUCCGGAAUCGGAUCAGGUGGCGGAGUGAGCAGUGCGAGUCUGGAGCAACUGGCGCGAUUGCAGCAGGCCAGUAACCAGGCGCGGCAAACCUAUCAGGACAAGACCAAUCCCUGCAUUAAGUCAGCCACAGCGACAUCACCCAGGAUCGAAAGUGCGGCGGUGGGCACGGGAAUCGGUGGCGGCGCCUCGCCGUCAAUUCUUCAAGCGGCCAAGCUCCACCACCAUCAUCACCACCAGCGACAGUUAAAGUUCGAGUCCCGGCUCAGCAACACUCCCAGCGAUUCAGGAGCAUCAUCUGCGGGAGAUCCCAACGAAGAUGGUGCCACCAGCGUCUUUAGUGGCCAAAUCGCAACGCCAUCAUCCACCAACGCCACCAGCCUACCCAAACUGGAUCUGCGGCAUCCGAACUUUCCUGCCACCUCAGAGCCAGAUGCGGAUAUGCAGCGGCAGCGCCACCAGGAGCUGCUCGAAAUCUUUCGCAGUCACUCGGAGCCCCUGUACAGCUCCUUUGCCCCAUUUAGCCACCUGCCACCUGUGCUGCUCGCCGCCGGAGUUCCGCAGCUGCCCAUAUUCAAGGAUCAGUUUAAAGCUGAGCUGCUGUUCCCGACGACCAGCAGUCCGGAUAUCGAGGAGCCCAUCGAUCUGUCCUUUAGAUCUCGACCGGAUCCUGCCAGUCCGAUUGCCCACAACUCGAAUAGUCCCAGUUUAAGUGAGCCUGCUGCGGCCACCCACUGUUUGGGGGAGUCCCCAAACUUCGUCCGAAAGUCCACGCCUCUUGAUCUCACCCUGGUGAGGUCACAAACGUUGACAGGCUGAGAUCAUCUCGUUAUUGCCAGAGAAUUCGAGUGCCAAAACAAUUUCGAAAACCAUAGGCUUAGGUAUGUAAAAAGUAUUCAAUCAACUUGAAAUUAGAUGGGUUUCAGGAUGAUUUGCGGUAACUUUAAUUCGGUUUACUAGUAUAUGUAUGAUUACUUUUGGAAAGUUAGAAAUAUUCAUCUCAGAUUAAUAAACUAUUUAAAAAUUGUUUUAAAUUCUUAUCUACUUAAAUUAUAAACUACAAAAACAUAUGAGCAAACCCAUCGAUUCAAAAACUAUUCAUAUUUUAAAAUGCCGAAGGACAUUAAACAUUUUGGUGCCAGUAAAAAUAAUGUACAAAUAUCAAUAUUAAUUUACAUAA